Mytilus californianus (California mussel) is the source of this 1557-nucleotide messenger RNA. Its product is annotated as putative nuclease HARBI1. The record is from RefSeq and is a predicted model, not a curated record. The coding region runs from base 770 to 1489 and encodes 239 amino acids. Lineage: Eukaryota; Metazoa; Mollusca; Bivalvia; Mytilida; Mytilidae. The transcript has 6 exons.
GCAAAUAGCAGUUUAUAAUAUAUAAAACGGACUAAUGACAAUAUCAUACCUAUUUAUUUGUAACACGGUUGUAAAAUGUUUUAACAUGAAAUUUUCUAAAUGGAACAAAAUAUACGUGUAUCAAAGGAAUUAACAUUCUUGAAAAAGAAAAAAAUGACAAAGUAAAUUUGCAGUCAUGGCGAAUUCACACCGAAAGUUCCGGGGAAUAUCAUUUUCAAAUUCAUAGUGUGUUUUAACACCUCAUUAUAAUCACAAAGGAUAUAUUAAAUCAGUGAGGAUGGAGUUAAGAUAACUUAAUGACAGCUUUUAUAUUAGCUUUGACUUACCAUUUUGCUAGAAAAGAACGUUGAAGGAUGUUCUAAUAACCAGCAAGAAAGGCGUUUUCCCAAAAUGGCUGAAGAAAUAAUACGAUAUAUUCAUCAAUGGAUUUAUUAUCUUUGGACAUUUAUUCUAACAGCAAACACGCUUAUCUAUGGAAUAUAUCCUGACUAUUUGUUGAAUAUUUGUUGACAAUCUGUUUGGAACAAUUCUUAAUUAUCGGAAUCAUCAAACGGUGAACUUGGAAUUUUCCUUAUUCAUUGGAGACACUUGGAUUAUAAAUUAAUACUUCUGUCAGAAUUGACUGAAAACAACAAAUAUACAGUAUAUAGAGUUUUUAUAGGCAUAUCUGACUGUGUUAGUUUCUCUUCGAUACUAUGCCAAGGGGGACUUUUAUUCUGAAGUUGGCGAUCUUCAUGGAAUUUCUCGAGCCAGCGUGUCAAGAUGUGUCAUGAGGGUUUCUCACGCCAUAGUCCGUGAUAUUGACAAUAUUAAAUUUCCAACAACGAAAGCAGAAUUAAGUAAAAUCAAAAAGGGUUUUUACAAUAUAGCAAAGGUCCCAAAUGUCAUUGGUGCUGUGGAUGGGACGCUGAUCCCGAUUAUUGCUCCAAAGGAAAAUGAGCCAGUAUAUGUUUGCCGUAAGGGGUAUCAUUCCCUAAACAUCCAAGCAGUUGUGGAUCACGAGAUGAGAUUUACCAAUCUUGUUGCCAAAUUUCCCGGGAGUGUGCAUGAUUCAUUCAUGUUUUGUAAUUCUGAAUUGGGUUACUUCUUUGAAGAAACCCAAGUAGAUGGAUGGCUGCUUGGGGAUUCGGGUUACGCACUUAAGGGUUAUCUACUAACACCAAAAUUGAAUCCAAGCUCUCCUGCAGAGGAGAAAUACAACAAGGUUCAUGCCAAGACACGAACCAUAGUGGAGCAGGCUUUUGGUGUGUGCAAGUCACGAUAUAGGUGUUUGCAUAAAACUGGAGGAUGUUUACCAUUUACACCUGAAAGAUCUGCACUAGUUGUGACAGCUGUUUUUAAAUUACACAACAAGUGUAUUGAUGAUAAACUGCCACUUCCAGAUUUAACAGAUGAAUUUAUUGACAAUGGAGAUAACCAUAUUGUUAGAGAUAUUGCACCUGCUAAUGUUCAAACCCUUAGAGAACGCAUUAUUCAAAGAUUUGCCUAAAAAACUUAAUAUUUUGGAAAAUCAAACAGAUAAAUCAUUAAAUUACUAUAUAAACGUACUGUAUAAAA